This is a messenger RNA of Nerophis lumbriciformis (worm pipefish), 5309 nucleotides long. RefSeq names its product exostosin-1-like. NCBI's taxonomy places the organism in Eukaryota, Metazoa, Chordata, Actinopteri, Syngnathiformes, Syngnathidae. Gene Ontology annotation, molecular function: glycosyltransferase activity. The record is from RefSeq and is a predicted model, not a curated record. Gene Ontology annotation, cellular component: membrane.
GGCCUGACGUCACAUCCUCAUCAUGAGUGUCCGUCCUCUGCUCUGCUCUGCUCGUCUUGUUGGCUCCAAUGUCCACAACACCUUCUUAUUCUUUCAUGGGUGACCAACACACCGCUUUCACUUUGAUUCGGACCGCGGCGAUGUUUCGGGAAAUAACCGUGGAGACCUCGUAAAGGAAAGAAGAGGAAGCGGAGGACAAGGAAAAGUCAUGAUUUUUGGAAGUAGGAGAUGCAGUUUUCAUUUCCACACUUUGAUGUUCCUGCAUAGCUAACAAGCUAACCUGGGGAAUGUGUGUUCAAAUGACGUCUUUUAGCUAUCUGGUGGCACCUUUUGGUGGCAAACCAUGAGAAACCGAAACAUUUUUGUUGUUUAAAUAUGCAUAUUAAAACAGAGUUAACGUUUAAAAAUGUCUUAUAGUAAGUGUUGCGCGGCCGAAAGGAACAACACUUUCGUUGUCCAGGCAUGUCCUCGCAGAAAACAACAAACGUACAAGUUAUUUUUUCCGUCCAACAUAAAAUUGACAUUGUCUGCAAAAUGAAGGUGACGCUGUGCAAAGAAAUCAAACCCCGAUGCCGCUAUUGAGGCAUAUUUCUGGUGCAGGACAAACUUUGGCCAGCUGUUUGGUGGCACAUUGAGUUAGGUGUACAUUAGAAGUCGCCCACAUGCUUUGGAUCAGUGCCCGGACUUGUGAAAGACAUCCGAAGCAGAAGGUGGGAGACUCGCAGCCCGGAGAAAGAUGGCGGCGCUCUCCCACAGGAGGUAGUCAAGCCAAAACUUCGGGAUCUCUCGGAUUUAUCGCCGCGCAUCUUCGCCCACUUCUAAGGACACAUGCAGGCCAAAAAACGCUACCUAAUCUUGUUCUCCGCCGGUGUGUGUCUCGUUCUGCUCUUUUGUUUGGGGGGGAUUCAAAUUCCGCUGUCCAGACGGGCUCUAAGCCGGCGUGAUGAGCGUAGUCUUCACCCGGGGGCGCGGUGGCGUCGCUCCCCCGGGACCCUGCAACCUUUCCGGGGUUGGGAGCAGGACCCCAACGACAAUGUUAAUGACCACAUAUCUCCAGGACAAAAGAAAGAUGCCGACUCAGUGGUGUACUCCGGAAGGCGCUGUAGAAUGGAGACGUGUUUUGACUUCUCUCUUUGUGAGAGAAAAGGCUUUAGAGUUUACAUCUAUCCCAAACAGAAAGGAGAGAAGAUGUCUGAAAGUUAUCAGAACAUUUUGUCAUCUAUUGAAGGCUCAAGGUUCUUUACCGCAGACCCAGACCGGGCUUGUCUGUUUGUCCUGGGGUUGGACACCUUGGACCGGGACCAGCUUUCACCGCAGUACGUGCACAACCUAAAGUCCAAAAUCCAGAGUCUUCCCCUGUGGAAUGAUGGCAAAAACCACAUUAUUUUCAACUUGUACUCCGGCACCUGGCCUGACUACUCGGAAGACCUGGGCUUCGACAUUGGCCUCGCCAUGUUGGCGAAGGCCAGCAUUAGCACAGAAAACUUUCGACCCAAAUUUGACGUCUCCAUCCCCCUUUUCUCUAAAGACCACCCCAGGACAGGAGGGGAAAGGGGUUACCUUAAACACAACACAAUCCCUCCUUAUAGGAAGUACAUGCUUGUGUUCAAGGGGAAGAGAUAUUUAACUGGAAUAGGUUCUGACACAAGGAACGCCUUAUACCAUGUGCACAAUGCAGAGGAUGUGGUUCUGCUCACAACCUGCAAGCAUGGGAAGGACUGGCAGAAGCACAAAGAUGCACGCUGUGACAAAGACAAUGCAGAAUAUGAAAAGUAUGACUAUAGAGAGAUGCUGUACAACUCCACGUUCUGUCUCGUUCCUCGAGGACGUCGGCUGGGUUCCUUCCGCUUCUUAGAGGCAUUGCAGGCAGCUUGUGUGCCAGUGAUGCUAAGUAAUGGCUGGGAGCUGCCCUUCUCCGAAAUCAUUGACUGGAACACCGCAGCUGUGAUUGGUGAUGAAAGGCUUCUUCUUCAGAUUCCAUCAACAGUUCGCUCCAUCCACCAGGAUAAUAUUCUAUCUUUAAGACAGCAAACCCAAUUCCUGUGGGAGGCCUACUUCAACUCUGUAGAGAAAAUAGUUCUGACCACACUGGAGAUUAUCCAGGACCGGGUGUUGCAGCAGACCUCGAGGAGUAACCUAAUGUGGAACAGUCUGCCUGGUGGUCUUUUCGCCUUGCCUCAGUACUCCACAUACCUUGGAGACUUCCCCUUCUACUACGCUAAGCUUGGUAUCAAGCCAUACCCAAAGUUUACAGCUGUCAUUCACGUGGUGACACCACUGGUCUCGCAGUCCCAGCCGGUCAUGAAGCUGCUAGUGGCUGUAGCCAAAUCACAGUACUGUGCACAGGUGAUAGUUGUGUGGAAUUGUGACAGAUCUCUUCCCACCAAGCACCGCUGGCCUGUCACUUCAGUUCCUGUCCUUGUAAUAGAAGGGGAAAGCAAGGUCAUAAGCAGUCGCUUUCUGCCCUACGACACCAUCCCCACUGACGCUGUGCUAAGUCUGGAUGAGGACACUGUGCUCUCCACCACAGAGGUGGAGUUUGCCUUUACAGUGUGGCGGAGCUUUCCAGAUCGUAUUGUAGGGUACCCAGCCCGCAGCCACUUCUGGGAUAGCAACAAGGAGCGUUGGGGUUACACUUCCAAAUGGACCAAUGACUACUCCAUGGUGCUGACUGGUGCUGCCAUCUAUCACAAAUACUACCACUACCUGUACACUACAUACCUUCCCACCAGUCUGAAGACCAUGGUGGAUCAGAUGUCUAACUGUGAGGACAUUUUGAUGAAUUUCCUUGUCUCUUCUGUCUCGAAGUUGCCCCCCAUCAAGGUUACCCAGAAGAAACAAUACAAGGAGACUAUGAUGGCCCAGAGCUCCCGGGCCUCUCGCUGGGCUGACCCCGACCAUUUUGCUCAGCGUCAGACUUGCAUGAACAAGUUUGCCAACUGGUUUGGCACGAUGCCACUGGUUCAUUCUCAGAUGAGGCUGGACCCGGUCCUCUUUAAAGACCAGGUGUCCAUACUGAGGAAAAAGUACAGGGACAUUGAGAGGCUAUAACCCUCCAGAGCCCCCCUGCUCUCUGGACACAAGUGGGAAAGAGUGAGGGGGUGUCUUAUUUCUUUAAUUGCACAGAUGGAUCAAUAGAGAAGAACAUUGAUUGAAGUAAGCAAGAAGGAAAAGUUUAGUGUCCUCUUUACGCUAUCUUUUUUUUCUACCCUUAUCUGUCAUGAAUUGGGCAGUAGCAAAGCGUACAGCUUCAUCUUUAUUCCCGGUACAUCACACUGAGGGACUUUGAACUGGAAUUUCCAAAGUCUCGCAAUGGUUAGUAGAAAGUGUUUUCCUUGUCCCAAACUUCAUCAAACCAUUCUUCUCCGUACACUAUGCACACGUUCAUGAAGGUUUGUGCUAAUUAUAAAAGUUACAUAUACCAUAUUACUUAGAAUUAAGAGGAUACCAGUAUUUGGGAUGUCUUUUUACAGUUCUAGUCGUUUUUUUGAAGUACUGCUGCCUCUAUUUUGAAGAGAGCAACUACAAGCCCUUCACCAGAGUUAGGUUCUUAUUGUUCACUGUGCCUCAAGUUUAUCAUUUUUAUUUGUAGCGCCAGAUAGAAAGACGUGUUUGAAAAUUAGUAUCUUGCUGCUUUUCAGUUUUCAUAAUUUGACUGAUAAAAUGGUGAAGCUCACACUUGAGACAACAUUCACAUUUCUCUCAUGAAAAAAGGUUUGGAUUUAAUGUUUAACAAACUAAAUUGUUGGUAUUCUGUACAUGUUGGGACAACUUACACACUGACUGACUCUAACUAUUUUUUGCAAUUUAGCCUCUGUUUUUCUAUUUACCGGCCCUAUGUGACUGAAUAUUUGCUGGUUUGAGUAUAGAGGAUUAAACCACUGUGGACUGCAUGUGAAAUAAACACUGCAUACAGAGUCAUUUAUGCAAUACUGUCAAGCAUAUUUCACUUUUUUUGUCCACUGACAAUCAGAUCCAAUGGUACUCACCCUUCUUUAUUCUUAUGACGUUCACACCACUAAUUAGUUACAUUUGGAGUAAUUGCUCAAAAAUAAGCCAGCGUGUUUAUACAAUUCUAAUUGGCAGCCAUAAAAAAAAAAAGCUGACUAAAUUUUUUGCAGUAGUCGUCCAUAAACCAGUAGCCUUAAUGAUUCUGACGGGUUUUAUCUCAUAUACCUCCUGUUAUUGUGAGGACAACAAGCUGUCAUUUGACUCAGAAACUGUGGAUUCAUAUCAGAAAGUGUUAUAUGAAUGAUUUAAAAAUUAUGGCAUAAUCAAGGAAAAACAUAGCAGCAACAUUUCAUUAUUCUGUAGAAUGUCUUUAAACUUCAAUCCUCUACACUUUACCCCAACAUGUGCCAAUAGUUAAGUUUUUUGAAAUGGUUGAUACUGUAUGGGGAAUGCUAUGUAUUCUCAUAUGUAUGAAUUCUUUCAAGUGUUUCUGUAAGAAAUGAGUGUUCUAUUCCAGCAAAAUGUGCUAUUUUCUGUCCUAGUAUUUCUAAACCCCAAUGCUUUCAAGAUAUUUGAAAAUAGGUGCAAUAUUACGAAUUACAUUUUCUCCUUUUAUUUCGUUGUGUUGUUUCAGAGGCUAGUAUAUAUUCAGGUGCCUUCAGAAAGAAAUACAUUUUUCCCUAAAUAAAGCCUUGUGUCAGAACCAAGUACCUUUUCGUUUUGCCGCUUGUCACUAUCCGGACGUACAGGCUCUCUUGAAUGCCAUUGUCGUUCAACACCGGAAUGCUGACAUUCCUAUUGGUUCUAUGAACAUUUCCAACAUCCUGUUUGAAUACAUAUAUAUUGUAUUGUGAGUUAGGAAAUACAGGUCACCUAAUUUUGUGUACAGAUUACACCAGGGGUGCCCAAAGUGUAGCCCGCGGGCCAAAUUCCAAGUCAUUUCUUUUGGCCCGCCAAAGGGUGGCGCCCAUGAAUUCAAUACAUAUUCAUAAUCUUUUAAGCUCACACAAUCAUUGAGGGUAUGUCUGCAAGGCUAACCGGUUGCCAUCUAUCGAACAUUAUGAUCUCCACUACCUUUAAAUAACGGCGGUAUGAAAUUAAACUACUCACUAAUUGUGCAGCUGUAUGCUUAAAAUCUCUGUUUGGCCCGCGGACCAUUAGCACAUUUUCACUUUGGCACUUGGAGGCAAAACGUUUGGGCACCCCUGCUAUACGUUAUUCAACCUAAUGGUCUUUUUCUUCUUUUUUUCCCGCCUUUGAAUCUCUGCCUGCUAUUUUCACUUUCUUAAAUGCUGCAAGUGUAAAGACUGAAAUGGAAUGACAGUGGAAGAAAUCACAUUUUUGUACAAUAAUUUUCU